CGGUCGAUCAUCGUCGUCAGUUCGCUUCAAAGUCUUUCGGCGAUCGGUCGAAUCGCGCUCUUUUCACUGGGCUCUCACCGUAGUGAACCGACACGUCCGUGGUAACCCUUUUUGCCGAGUGUAGUGUAGGCCAACCGGGCUCGCUCGAAGAAAGUCGUGGCCUGCUGCUGCUGCUGCUGCUGCUGCUGCUUGUUACCAUAACUGUUCCGUGUUCCGAAUCUUGCGCGUCUUUCUGCCUUUCUUUCUUUUCUGUGCCUGCUUCGAUCGGCUUCUUCUCCUUGCACGGUGUGUGCAUCGCAGCAAGCGGCGUGCACGGUGUUGAUUUUAUUGAUUCAAAGACGAAGAAAAGGUGCUACCCCCUUGGUCCGUCGUUCGGCAGUUUGUGAAUCGUGAGUUGAAGAAAAAGAAAGUUCCCAGCUCUUAAAUCAAGUGGUGUUUGUGUACGUUCGUUGGGGCUACGUUGUCAUCUCCCGUGUGGCAAUCCCCUAAUCGGAAAAAAAGAAGGUUAUAAGAGCUGUUUUCGAGCGAAGAAAGUGGUUUUGGUUUCGAUUAGAAUAAUUUUACAUUGUUUGCUGAUAAACCGAAAAAAAAACACAGGAAAAAUGGCAAUUCAGAUGACCGAUAUGUUGUACGAGAACCCGCUGGAUCACUUCCUGACGCUGUUUGUGGAUUUCUUCAUAUUCUUCGUCAAGUCGAUCUACUAUACCUUGGAAACUUGUGUGCUGUCCUGUAUUCCCUAUCGAUUCCGGAAACUGAAGGAUGUGUCCGGCCAAGUGGUACUAAUCACCGGUGGAGGCGGCGGAGUGGGACGAAUUCUGGCGCUGAAUUUUGCCAGACUCCGCACUCGGGUCGUCAUCUGGGACAUCAAUAAGGAUGCGCUGAAAGGCACCGCCGACGAGCUGGAAGCCGAGGGUUACUACUGCCACACCUAUCUGGUGGACAUCUCCGACCGGGAGCAGGUGUACGAGGUGGCCAAAAAAGUCAAGCAGGAGGUCGGCAACGUGGACAUUCUGAUCAACAAUGCCGGAAUCGUGGCUUGUCGGACGCUGUGGGAUCUGUCGGACAAGGCCAUCGAGAGUACCUACGCGGUGAACAUCUUGUCGCACUACUGGACCACGCGAGCUUUUCUGCCGGAAAUGAUGAACUCCAACAAAGGGCACAUUGUGACGGUUGGAUCCGUGGCUGGACUGCUCGGAACGUACGGAUGUACCGAUUACAGUGCCACCAAGUUUGCAUGCGUUGGAUUCCAUGAGGCGCUAUAUACUGAGUUGAAGACCCACGGCUACGACAACAUCCACCUGACGCUGGUCUGCCCGUACUACAUCAACACCGGAAUGUUCGCCGGCUGCAAACCACGGCUGCUGCCCAUGCUGGAACCGAAGCACGUCGCCGACAGCAUGGUUAAGUCGAUCCUGAAGAACGAAGUCAACUGCACCCUGCCGGACAGCGUUCGCGUCUUCUUGCCCCUGAAGUGCCUACUGCCUGCCAAGGUCUGCUGGGAAAUGAUGAGCCGCAUCAUGAAGGGUCCCCAAACGAUGAUGGGCUUCCGCGGCCGAGGAAAGGCCACCGCCGGCUAGAGGGCUCUUCUGGCAAGGAACGGUGGGGACGUUCUUUUCUUCCUUUCAGUAAAUUAUUACCGAUGGCUGCUACUAAAAGAUUCCGGGAUUCUUCGACUCGGGCGCUGACGAAGAUGCUCAAAUUUUAUUUCGAUUUUUUUUAUAAAAUUAUUUAUGAUAUCGACUCAGAAGAAGAUUUUCUAGAAUUACAGAUUUUAUCCUUAAUACAGAAACCUUAAGCCUAAAAUAUCUAUAAUCGACAUCCUAGCCUGUAAGAUGUAUUGUAACUACUUUAAAAUUUAAAGUACUUCCAAAUAAACGAAAUAUUUCGAAAACUCUA
Molecule: messenger RNA, 1896 nt
Organism: Aedes albopictus (Asian tiger mosquito)
Lineage: Eukaryota; Metazoa; Arthropoda; Insecta; Diptera; Culicidae
Product: estradiol 17-beta-dehydrogenase 11
Exons: 5
Coding region: 603-1577 (324 amino acids)
Cellular component (GO): lipid droplet
Molecular function (GO): oxidoreductase activity, acting on the CH-OH group of donors, NAD or NADP as acceptor
Source: RefSeq, a predicted model, not a curated record